AUGGCAUGCUCCUCGGCGGUGCCCAAGUUCUCGGUGCGCAGGCGACCGGCGGUGCUGGUGGCACCGGCUGCCCCUACACCUCGUGAGCUGAAGCGUCUCUCAGAUAUCGAUGAGAUCGACUUUGUGAGGAAUCAAAUCCCCGUCAUCCAGUUCUACCGGAGGAACGAGUCCAUGGGCGGCAAGGACCCCGCAAGGGUUAUACGGGAGGCUCUCGCCAAAGCCCUCGUGCCCUACUACCCGUUCGCUGGACGGCUCCGAGAGCACGAUGGAUGGAAGCACGCCGUCGACUGCACCGGUGAGGGGGUUUUGUUCGUGGAGGCCGACGCUGAUGUUGGCAUUGAGCACUUUGGUGAUCCCCUACUGCCGCCCUUCUCGUGCCUCGAGGAGCUCAUCUUUGACGUCCCCGGCUCUUCCGCCAUCCUCAACACUCCCCUCCUGCUCUUCCAGGUGACGCGACUGGCCUGUGGAGGAUUCAUCCUUGGGGUCCGCUUGAACCACACCAUGGCUGACGGAGUGGGGCUGGUGCAGUUCUUGGGCGCCGUGGCAGAGCUUGCUCGGGGUGCGCAGUCUCCGUCCGUGCUGCCGGUGUGGAAACGGGAGCUGCUAGAGGGGCGCAACCAGCAACAGACGGGGCUGGCGUACGACAAGUUGGACGAGGUGCCGAACACGGGCGGUGACACUGACACCAUGGCUAGCAGUAUCAUGCUUCCCUUUGAUACUGCGGUGCACCGGCUCCACAACUUUUUCUUUGGUCCCCGAGAGAUUGCUGCUAUUCGAGCCCAGCUCCCGCCGGACCUUCAGCAACGUGCCACAAAGUUCGACACCAUCGCUGGCUGGAUAUGGAAGUUCCGCACGGUGGCGCUGGCACCGGAACCCAACAAGGUCAUGCAGCUCAUUGUGGGCGUCAGUGCCCGCGGCCGCAACACCUCCGGGCUCGGCCUCCCCAUCGGCUACUACGGAAAUGCGGUGGCAUUUCCAGCCGCAAUAUCGACGGCCGGGGAGCUCUGCACAAACCCCCUCAGCUACGCCGUUGAGCUGGUGAAGAAAGCGAAAAACAAGGUGGACAUGGAGUACAUGCGGUCAAGGGCAAAUGUCAUCGCGCUGCACAGGGGGCAAAGUCCGCCCUUCAACUCGGGCAUGUAUAAUCUGGUAGACGAAACCAAGGUCAGGUUUCACAGCCUCGACUUUGGAUGGGGCAAGCCGGUGUAUGCAGGGCCGGCAGAAGUUGUCAUCGCCCCCUUUCCUGUGCUGUGGAGCUUCCUCUUAGCCUCCAAGAACACCAACGGGGAGGACGGCAUCGUCGUGCCGAUCUGCCUGCCUGGCCCUGCUAUGGAUAGGUUAGUGGAAGAGAUGAGCAACUGCACCCUUCAGCCGAAGUGAUCCCCGCUGCACAGCCUCACGUAUUCCCAAUUAAGAGGUCAGCGCUCUGAAAAAUACGCCGCGGUGGCAGGCUGGCUAACGACCGAAAGAAAACUUUAUCUCGUCGCAUACUCGCAAGUCGCAUGUGGAUGGAUUGCAGUGGUAUGCUACUGUAUGGUUGUCCCAAGGGUUCUAAUUGUUUUACUCCGUGUUCUCAAUAAAAUAAAUGAAUCGUUCAUCAGUUAA
Molecule: messenger RNA, 1605 nt
Organism: Panicum virgatum (switchgrass)
Lineage: Eukaryota; Viridiplantae; Streptophyta; Magnoliopsida; Poales; Poaceae
Product: benzyl alcohol O-benzoyltransferase-like
Exons: 2
Coding region: 1-1380 (459 amino acids)
Source: RefSeq, a predicted model, not a curated record